Molecule: messenger RNA, 2047 nt
Organism: Dunckerocampus dactyliophorus (ringed pipefish)
Lineage: Eukaryota; Metazoa; Chordata; Actinopteri; Syngnathiformes; Syngnathidae
Gene: mis12
Product: MIS12 kinetochore complex component
Exons: 2
Coding region: 13-669 (218 amino acids)
Biological process (GO): protein localization to kinetochore; kinetochore assembly; mitotic sister chromatid segregation
Cellular component (GO): nucleus; chromosome, centromeric region
Source: RefSeq, a predicted model, not a curated record
GUAUAAAUAAAGAUGGACGUCAGAGUAGACACAGGUGACGAUUCUGGCAUUCUCUCUUCGUCAACUUUACAAUUGUACGAGUCGCAGUUUUUCGGCUUCACCCCUCAAACAUGCAUGUUGCGGGUCUACAGCGCCUUCCAGGACUGUUUGUGCGACAUCUUGCCCGUCGUGGAGAAGGAAUGUGCCCGACAACUGAGUAAAGGCAAGUCGAAAGCCACUGAGGAGCAACUGCGUGUGCGGGCCAGGGAGUGUACUCGGAAGCUGCAACAGUUUUUAGUCGAGCGCUUCAAGCAACUGUCGGAGACAGUGGAGGCCUUACUGGUCACUCGGUGUUUCUCCAUACCGCCCAAUGUUCUGCUGCCGGAGGAUGAGACACACAGAAAACAUCCUCCAGACACACAGGAGAUGCUCAGACUGGAGACGUCCUUGACGGACCUCCACAGCGCUUAUGAGGCGGAGGUGUGUGCCAGACAUGCCCUCCAGGCCGAGCUGCAGGAGCAAGCAGACUUGCAGAAGCAUCUGGAUGACUUUCUGACUUGGAUCAAAGAGCUUCAGGCUGCUUGGCUGAUGGAGGGAAAUGGCAGUUUCCAGGAAAGUUUUCAACUAGUGACUGCGUCUGUGAAGAAACUGCAGGAAGCCAUAGUGGAGGUGUGCAACAAGGCCCCUUGAUGAACUAAAUUUAAUUGCUCCCAAGACUUAUUGCAGUCCUUUCGACUCUUAAAUCUGAUUGACCGCAAGGUGGGAGAGGUAGAGGCAUAAAAUCUACAUCAAUGUCUUAAUAGUGUUUGGACAUAAUACAUUCCAAGGGGUUUUUUGGUGCAAAGAUUGACUGCACACCUUUAGUGGCCUAACAUUUUAGUGAGGCGUGUCUCUGCAAUAUUCAGUCGUCGCCAACAGAGGGCGCAAGUGUUUGUACGCAAUAAAAAAAAAUAUCUCACUGCUGUGAGAAUGCUCUUAAGACUACUACUAAAUCAAUAGAAGAAUAACUGUUUACCCAGGUGAACUGCUGAAAACACUUUCAAAAUGUACUGGAAGAAAAUGAAGAACAGUAAGCAUUGGUAACGGGAAAACGAGUUUGACUCAAGGAUAAUGAGGAAGAAGGAUAAUGAGGUCUAUAUAGGUCCAGGUCAAGAAAGCUAAAUGAAUCUGCAGAGAAGCAUCACAUAUAAAAGAAGAGAAGUGAGAAAAGAAUUGUUUAGAAUGGCAAUUCAGUUUCAUCAGCUCGUUCGGUGCCAAGCAUCUUUAAACUUAUUGUCAUUAUUUCGUUUAAUAAUUUCAAAGUUAAUGUUUUUUGAGAAAUGGGGCCCUCCUUAUUUCUAAACAAAAAUUUACCUACUACACCGAUGGCAAGUAUUGUCCUUUUUAGCCACUAGGUGGCAUCAUCUACUUUCCAACACGGUAUCCUUGGCACUACACGACUGCCAAAAUGAAAAUCAUUGCUCUUUUUUUUUCUUUUUGCUUAUUAAAUGUGUAUGUAUGUUUGGUAUAAUAAAUAGUCAAACAAGCCCAUAACGCCAAUAGCAAUAUAAAGUAUAUACUGCAGCUACUGUAUGUGAUCAUACCACUACUCUAUGUCCAUUAUUGUCAAAUAGAGUAUAAUAUCAACAUUAAACUAGUGCUAGGUUUUCAGCUAGCAACGAUGUCAGAAGCUGAAAAUGUGAUUUAUAGCCACAGCAACAGUUGGGAGAAAGUGCAUAAACAACAACAGUUCAAAUGUAAACAUUUGUUUUAGCCACAACAGUCCUGGAAGUGUGUGAGGGAGAUCCAGAUGGGACCGUGUGAGAAUUAGCAAAGGGAUUGUUGUCCUUUGGAGUGGCAACAUUUCUGGAUAAAAGUCUGUGUUUUAUGGAAACAAUUAAAGCAGAUAGACAUGGCAUAUUUUAGUUACCUUAUUUUGCAACGCGAUUAGUUCAGUAUUUUAGAAACAGGUUGUCAGAAUGAUGUGCUGUAUUGCUAAAACCCAAUAUUAAAUACAUACAUACAUAAAAGCCUCCCAGUCAACUAUCAUUUUUGUCAAUGUGGGAUCUGUGUCGCAGACACCCGGUGG